Panicum virgatum (switchgrass) is the source of this 404-nucleotide messenger RNA. RefSeq lists its product as uncharacterized. The coding region runs from base 45 to 404 and encodes 119 amino acids. The transcript is spliced from 4 exons. The record is from RefSeq and is a predicted model, not a curated record. NCBI's taxonomy places the organism in Eukaryota, Viridiplantae, Streptophyta, Magnoliopsida, Poales, Poaceae.
GUACAUGUUUUUGUUUUAAGGAAAAAACAAGCAAAAGGCUCCUUAUGAGGUUGGUAAAAUGGACAAGCACAUUGUUCGUGGUGACGAGGUUGGGAAUGAUGAUGACUCAUUGGAUGACAACCAUGCUGAGAGUGGCUGAAAACGCGCAGAAAACAGCACCUACUGCAGCCCAGGCUAGCACGUCGACAUGUCGAUGCCUACCCAUCACGGCUCCCUUGAAGCCACCUCUACCUCAUCGCCCAGUCACCCGUCUCUUCCAAGCAGCCCACAACAGGAAUAGGGGUGGUAAAAUGGGCGCCCUUGUGACUGAUAGCUCAACCUACAAAGCAGGCCAGCAACGGACCAAACGUGAAGGUCCUAAUAUCCAACGGGGGAUAAAACGGCGCUCUUGUGAACAAUCGUAA